AUGAUCAGUCAGAAUGUGAGGCGCUCAAAUGUCGCGGAACCUGCUACUAGUCGGUCGUCGUUCGCCCAGAUGCAUUUGCGGCUCUUUCCUCUAUUUUACCUUGUUUGUCACACACUUAUGUUGACGUUAGCGGCAAGAAAACGAAGUGUCACCAAAGAGAACUGGCAACAGGACUGCAAGAGCUGCCUGGAGUGCUCAAAAGAAAAUGGAUGUCUGCGUUGCCCUGAGCGACUCUUCCUCUACUUGCACAGAGAUGGCAUGAGCCAUCACGGCUUAUGUGUCCAUUCCUGCCCCACUGGACACUUCGGCCUGCGAGGAACAGAUGCGAACCGCUGCAUAAAAUGCAAAGCUCAAGAGUGUGAAAGGUGCUUUGACAAAGACUUUUGCACUAAGUGCAAAGGAGGAUUUUUGCUCUUCAAAGGCAAAUGUUUCAGCAGUUGCCCUGAUGGCACAUUUCCUCAUUCUACAGACUGUGUUGAGGGUUGUAUUUAUGGUCCAGUUGGUUCCUGGGGUGAGUGGAGCCCUUGCCUCCACAAUGGCCUAAAUUGUGGUGUCAAGUGGGGGUGGCAGAAUAGGACCCAAGUGCUGUCAGGGAGCUUGCCAGGGGAGCUGUCUGCAUCAUGUCCCCCUCAGAGUGAGACAAGAAAGUGCCGUAUGAAAAAGAAGUGUACAAAAGAUAAACAAAGAAAGGAUCGGCGAGGGGAGCGGAGAAGAGCACAGAAGCAGUGGAUGCUUUUGGACAACACGACUGUUCUUGAACCUCCAGGAGGAAACUGA
Messenger RNA from Electrophorus electricus (electric eel), 777 nucleotides. It is a transcript of the gene rspo4, whose product is annotated as R-spondin 4. The record is from RefSeq and is a predicted model, not a curated record. NCBI's taxonomy places the organism in Eukaryota, Metazoa, Chordata, Actinopteri, Gymnotiformes, Gymnotidae.